This is a messenger RNA of Epinephelus moara (kelp grouper), 8177 nucleotides long. It is a transcript of the gene lurap1, whose product is annotated as leucine rich adaptor protein 1. The transcript has 2 exons. Lineage: Eukaryota; Metazoa; Chordata; Actinopteri; Perciformes; Serranidae. The record is from RefSeq and is a predicted model, not a curated record. Gene Ontology annotation, biological process: positive regulation of canonical NF-kappaB signal transduction; positive regulation of cytokine production. The coding region runs from base 480 to 1550 and encodes 356 amino acids.
GCUGGUCGCUGUCAUCAUGCAGGUGGAAUCUGCGCAAUGUAGCUCAGCGUAGGGAUCUCCGGCAAGACUCACCGCCGGCCUGCAGCGCUCAUACCCCGGACACUGGACUCCUGGGAUCAGGCUCUCUCUGCCGCUUUGGAGGAACCAACAACACACGGGAGAUAAAACAGAAAAUUAGAUAUUUGUUUUUCUGCUUUCACUUGAUGAUCAUCAGUUUGUCUCUAAGGGCUGGAUCAGUUUGACAGCAGAUGGCAAUGCAGCUAAAUGAAGAGUAUCUGUGAGCAUUAUUGUGCACGUUGAUGUUGUGUUGAUGCUGUCAGGUUGUUGCUCUCUCCUGGCGCAGUCACUCUCAGCUGGAGGCGCAUAGGAUGCCAUACAAUCCUAUAGGAAGUGACUCUCACAGCUUGACAGGCAACAAUUUCCAAGACACGAAAAGGACGUAAUCUCGCGGAUCUUUUCGGUUUAAACACACCAACACGAUGGACGAAGGCACUGCCAGCGAGACCAUCCCAGAUCUGAAAGACAUAGAGGUGAAAAUUGGCCGGAAGACCCCCGAGGGUUUGCUCAGGUGGAUGCGGGAAGAGGCGUCCUCUCUCCGGGGAGACGCCAAGCUGGCUACGGCGCACGACACCAGCAAGGAGACGGGGAAGAAGAGUUUGGAUGAAAAGAUCAGGAAAUUGAAGAUGGAGAUGGCUCACUUGCGCUCGGUGGAUGUAAAGAUCUUGCAGCAGCUGUUGGCGGUCCAUGAAGGCAUCGAGGCAGUGAAAUGGCUGCUGGAGGAGCGCAGCACGCUGACAAGCCGCUGCAGCAGCCUAACCAGCAGCCAGUACAGCCUGGGCGAGGGCCCCGACACCUCCUGGAGAGGCUCCUGGAGCAGCCUGCAGGACCCCAACGACAAGCUGGACAACAUCUCCAUCGGCAGCUACUUGGACACCCUGGCGGAUGACAUGGAUGAGUAUUGCCCCUCAAGCUCGGAGUCGGUUAUUUGCUCCACCACACCGCUGGUGUCAGAGGCUACUGCUGGGGGCCGGACAGGGGGAGGCCCUGGGGCCACGGUAACAGCAGCUGGGGUAGGUGUGAGGUCUGGUACUGGGACUGGAAGUGGGAAUCGGGCUGGGCCAAAUGAAAAUGGCAAUGGGGUUGGAAAUGGGAUGGAGGUGAAAAGUGGACCAGGGACUGGGGUUACCAGUGCUAUGACUGGGACUGGGAAACCAGCUGCUCCUGUCAGCUUUCCGCAAGCCCAGUCUGAAAGCCCUAAACAAGAUGCUCCGGUCUGGACCAAGGUUGCAGAGACAGGUAAAGGAAGCCCAGUUUCUAAGGACAAUACCGUCAAGGCUAAUGGUAUCCUGGAGAAACCAGUCACACAAACAGGCAGCCCAACCCGCUCCAGCCUCAACGAGAAACUGGGAACCAGCCAGAGCCCCAAACUCAAACCUUACAAAAACGGAAAGAUUGAGUUGGAUACCUGCAAAAUGAACGGCAAAAUGCAUCUGGAGUAUGACGCGCACUGGCGGUGGGUGCAGUCGCAAGAAGAUGUGACGUUUUUGUAAGAAGGAUAAUAACAGAGAGGACUAAAGCCACUAUUGAACACUCCCUCUGUGACAUCAAAGACCAGAUCACUGACAGAUCGAAGAAGAGGAGUGAACUGCUGUUGUGAAAUGCAUAUAGCGAGGCUUUCCUUGUCGAAAGACACUGGGUUUGAAAGACAAAGAAUUAUUGUCCUGUUGUUCCCUCCUGUGACUGCACUAACUUUCUAUUAAACAUUGAUGUCAGUAUUACGGUGGAAACACAUUUCAGGAUUUGACCACAUUUAGCCAAACUGGGCUGCCUCACACAAACUUAGGAAAACCAGUUUUGAAAUCCUGUGUCAUGGUUUUUCUCAGGGUCUUUGCAUUCCCUGAUUUCUUUUCUUUUCUUUUUUUUGUUUUGUUUCCUAAAGCACAGUGAAACAAUCUGCCGGAGAGCUGAGACACAAUUUCAGACUGCUUGAUAUCAACCAAUGUAAAUGAGAAGAUUUGAGUUUAAACUUGAUCUAUAAUUAAAAUAUAAUUUGAUAUGUUCUGUGGUGGAACAACUCCACUGCUAGCAGCAGUGAUAGAGUCGAUUGUGCUGCAUUGGAGUUAGUGGAAGACCAAAGUUUUCCCCUUCUACUGAGUCACAAAUUAAAUUUAUGGUACAAACCCUUUGUCUCUGAUGGUAUAAAACCAAGCACUUGAUGGUUAUAGACAGUAUUACUUGAUAAAGUAUUAACAAAACAUACGUAUUAAACACCUUUUGAUAAAAUCUGUGAGCGUGUUUCUCCCCAAACUUGUAGCUGCUUGAACAAAAAGUAGAAGAUAUUAAAGUAUCAGCACUGAGGUUAGUAAAAGUUUCCCUCACUGAGAAAUACUGUAUCCAUUUGUGUCUUUGUAGAGCUAAAUACCUUCAGUGCUUAAUUCACCAUCUGCAAUAUUGUAUAUUCACUGAAUCGCAAUACAGCUACUCUGUGCAUCAGGUACUAGUCGUGACUGGUUGUAGACAAAUACUGAAUAUGGCUGAAUAUUUUUUUUUAUUUUAACCGUUAUGGUAACCUGUGUAGGUUUUUUCUAAGCAGAUGUUGUGCCUGAUUGGUGUAAACCUUAACUACAUAUGCCUGUACUUUCCCCUCCUGAGAUGACUGCACUGCUGUUAUGAUAAUCUGAGUUUUUCAACUCAUUCUAUGUUUAUUAUUUUUGCCUCCUCCUGGCCUCUUGCUUGCGUGUACAAAUGGCUAGACCAACAGUCUGUGUGCGCUCGCCAUGUGAGUGUUGACUGGCAAAUGUGUUAACGUUGGCUGGGUGGAUAUUGCAUGCCCUGUGCUGAGAGCUUUAUUGGUGAAAUAUUAGAAAUGCGUGGAGGACCUAAAAUAAUCAGAGACGAAAAGCAAUAUUUCUUGAAGAUUUUCUAGUGGCUUACAUAAGCAGCCUCUUCUCAGCAAGUCUAAUAUUAUUGUCUGUUCUUCAGGAGUUUCCAAAACUACUGACAGGGAGAGGAUGUGUGUGUGUUUAUGUGUGUGUGUGAGACAGAUGCUGACUGCCUGCCUGAGCACAGCUGGCCUGUCAGGUCCGGAUAAGAAUAGACGAGUCCCAAAGGAUUUCAAGCGUUUUCAGCUCAUUCAUCACGGCGUCACUACAUCUCCUACCAGUCUGCAGUUUGUCAUGUUAAUGCUGCAGGGGCAGUGCGACACGUUUGAUAGACGGAGGAGAACAUAUUACAUAAUCAGUACAUAACUUUUUAAUGCUACAGUAGCCUACACCUUGACAAAAAAAAAAUUGUAGAAGGUCUGACUUACCCUCUUUCCUACCUUAGAUACCAUCUCAAAUCGUUCCUUUUAGUGCUGGGAAUUGUUUGAAACUCUUCAAUUCUAAUGCUGAUUAUAUACCAUAGUCAGUACCAAGGAAGGAGUAUAGACCGUUUCAAGACGUCUUUCAGUUGCUGGGAAACAACACAUUCUCACUAUGACCUCAUCACAUAAUGACAUUUGGUUAAGGACCUUCCAAUCCCUGAUACGAUGUGAAACAUAUCCUAGGUGCAUUGGUUGUUGACGUUCUGUCCCAACAACUCACACAUGGUUGGGUUUGGGCAACAAAAGCACGUGGUUAGAUUUAGGAAAAAAAGAACUGGGUCUGGCUUCAUAAUCUUGCGGGACGCGAACACCACUCUCUUGGGUGAAAGUUGGUGUUUGUUGGACCAAUCCACCACCCGCCUGCCCUACUUGGACCUUCAUUGUCUUAACGUUCAUUCUUGUCCUGCCGCAUCCCCCCCCCCGACGCCAACGUUAAAGAACAGCUUAUUUUGUCAGUGUCUGACGCUGCAAGUCACUGCCUGAGCGCUGGAUUUCUACGAAUUCAGAGUGAGACUAGGUUGUAGGAAACUACAUCGUCCAUGUCUUCCCUAAAGAAACAAACCAGCACACAGUGUAGGUUGCAGCGGUCAGACGAAAGAAGUGGACACCAUCGAGAAAAUCCAGGAUCUGUAGCACUGAUUUCAUUAUCAGUAAGUUUCGCAAUGCUGUGGAGUAUGAAAAUGACAAGACACAGAAAUGUUUAUUUCAUUUAAUUCAUAGCUGUUGUUAGCUUGAAUAAGCUAAUGCUCAUUUGUCAACAGUCUACAGAGGGAAAGAUGAGCAUUUGUAUUUGUGUUUGCUGAGUUUCUGUCUUGUUGUUUUUAUUUUACAAAAUAUUGCGAAACUUACUGGUCAUGAAAUGAGCGGUACAGACUCUGGAGUUUCCCAGUGGGGUCAAGAUCGUCAUCUGACGCUUUGCGCUGGUUUAUUUCUUUAGAGAAGCAAUGGACUUUUAUUUGUGACAUUAAGAUGGUACCUUGUCGAGCUGAAAAUAACCAGUCAUUAAGCAGCAAGGUCCUAAAACUAAUCACGCCAUUUCCCACGGUGUGUAUUUCAGUUGCAGAAGACUAUGGUUCAGCGUUUCACAUGCUGUUUUCAUGCUGUAGUGGCUGGACUGAAAGCCUAAGUGGAACCGCAAUGUCGUUUCCUAGCAACCAAAAGACGCCUUGAAUCGGUCUAUUCGGUUUGAUACACAGCCCUAGUCCAUCCUGUUCUGGGCCUACUAUUUUAUACAUUUUAUGUAUUUAAAGAAAGAUAUGUAAAACAUUUUUUGAACCAACCCAAUAGACCGUCCGCUAAGCUCCGUUCCCUUUAGUUUAUGUCCCUAUGUAUGCCCGUCAAGCUUUUUCUUCUAGCAUUUAUGCAGUUAAUAACGUUCAUGUUGCAGAUUCACAACAAUAAAUUGUAAGUCAGUUUUGAGACAAAUGGGUCUUUGAUUUCAGACAGAGGUACACAGGACGCUUCUCAUUUUUAGCCAACAGCUGCUAAUUUUGCUGUCUGAAAUGACAUCUGUCUCUGUCAGAUGACAUGCUAAUGAUUGAGUUUACCUUAAAGUGGGAAUGGAUGAAGCACACUCUUUAAUCCACCCCUUACACUAUUAGACGUCAACAUCUGAAGAAAUCUGAAACUUGACAGGCCUGUUGUGCCUAGUGUAUAGAAGGGUUUGGCGAACGGUCAAUUGUCGCUUGAAUCUGGCUCUUUCCCUCCAUGUUAAGAGUCAACUGCUUGCAUUAAUAUAUAACACACAACUCGUUGUUAUACUGUGUCGACUUGGAGUCAACUACAGCCAGUCCAUCUUUGAUCUUCUGCCAGGUCUUAGUGCAAAGAAAUAUUUAAAGGCAGCUACAGUAAGAUGUUAUACUCCGCAUCUCCAUUUGUUUGAGCCACUGAAGUGUUUCCUUCCUCCUCCUCCUGCCUUUCUUUUCACCCUACUUUCCACCACCACCACCACCACACUGGUUCGAUGGAAAUGCUCCGUCUGUGCCAACACACACAUCAUGCACACACAAUGCCCUCUCGCUUUGAGACAGCACCAUAAAGCCGGCACCACAGAAACAGCAACUGUAGGCUGGUCCUGGAGACAGGGAAGGAAAACUGUGCUCAAACUGGACCUUGAACUCUUGGACGAGUUGGAACAUUUUAAAAAAUCCUUUUCUUUCCCUCUAAAUCUCUCUGAAAACAAAAAGAAGAGCCCCUAUCCAUCGCUGGAUAAGUAUUUCAACCAUGGUAUAUCAUCCAGCCACAGACAUGAAGUCAUUUGAAACCUCCUUCCCUUUUUAACAUAUGUGUUGGCUGUAAAGCAACGUUGCAUGCCAGAGAGACUGUCUGCUCCGCUAGUUUGUGGUUUUCUUUCCAAAUUUGCCAAGCCAUAUGGAAAAAAACAACAACUACAUUUUAGUGCUGGGAACAAACCUGUAAAACACAUUACAUUAAGCUGUAGUGUGUGUCUCUGAAGGUACACUGUAGCACAAGAUGUUGUUUCAGUGGAUCCAGUUUAAAAUUAGAAAAUGUUUAAAACUGCUCAUUGGCAGAGAUUUAAUGAGUGAUGACAGUCUAGAUGCCAGGACAAAUCGCUUGUGCCCUGAUUGUUUUUGAAAGAAGGAUAAUAACUGCUUUGUGCAUGGACGAGAAUGGAAGUGUUACUAACUGGCAAGCUGGUGGAAAAUACCUUUCAGUCAAAGCUUUCCAGCAUUUUUUUAGAGGUUAUGGAGGUAAACACAGCCUGGCAGGCUCGCUCCCUCAAAUCUUACCGGUCUAUUCUUUUAUGAUGUCCAGGAUUUAUCAGAUGCCCAGUGCGUGGUGUGUUUGCCUUGGCUUUAGGUGCCAGGCACCCUCCAGCUAUUCUGGGCAACAAGACAAACAGCGUGAUUACAUAGACGAGUGGACAUCCACACGGUUGCCAUGACAAUGAGAGCAAGCAGGCUUCAGCUCUAGCUGCCACAUAAAACAAUGUUCACUGCGGAGCUAGUGGCAAUAGGCAGUAUUGUUUGAAUGAGGGCAGAUGAGACGACUGGUGACGCAUUUAACAGUCAGAGUCUGAAUAAUAACCAUUACAAUGAUGUUUAACUCCUUCAUAGGAGAUUUCUGAUAAAUCCUGAUCACAUUUUCAGGUACCCUUUCCUAGUAAGGCAGUUUAUCCAUGUUUUAUUGAUCAAUUAUAAGCCUUCUUUUAAUGGCUUAUUAACAUUUACAACUGUGGACUAAAUGGAUUUAGAAGGUUAGACACCCAUGAGCAUUGAUUGAUGGAUUACCAAUAUUUGACUGCAUUAUUACCAAAUACAAAAAAGGACUAACGCCAUCCAAUGAGAUUUUUUAUAACCUCGGGAGCCAAAAUUUGUCCUAAUUAACGAUUGUAAGUGAUCUAUAAAGGACUGGUAAAUUAUUUAUUAACCAUUGACAUAGCCAUCACUUACUUAAACACUAUAACUGGUGCAUUCCAAAGUGUUACCCAUUUUCAUUGUAAUCUGCCAAGCUCCAGCAAAGAAAUGUAAUGCUAUUUAAUGUAUUAGCUACCAGAAAUCAGCCAUGCAGGCUGACUGAGGGAAUGUGAAUUAAUAUGGCUGCUGUAUUAGUAUUAGUAAGUAAAGUAUUUGUUCAUUAUUUUUGAAAACUUUUUGACAAGCUUUCUUCACAAUGAAAAUAUUUUAAUGCCAGUGAUGCUUUCCUGGUUAAAUGGAUAAUGAAAUAAAGUAAAAUAUUAGGUUUCUCAUUGCCAUGGACAGCUCAAACGUACAUCUUUCUUGUCCAGGUGCUGAGUGCAAACUGUAAUUGUGAUGUCAUCCUCUCAAGGACUCACAACACUGUCAACCGCUCCCUUUAAACUCUUCUAUUUUUACCACAUAACAACUCAACAAGGAGCCAAUUUGGGCUCUAAACAAAUGUUUUCUAUUGUAAAAAUAGAUUUUUUAAAGGAAGUAAUUAACAGAGUUGCUGAGAAAUCACAAGCCAUCCAAGGUAAAACUAAACUUACUUUUUUCAUUGUCAUUGCAGCACAACAAUCUGAUUCUGCACAGUAAUUCCCUGCACAUGUAGUCAUUGCUGAUGCCAGUCUUGCUUCCAUCGUCUCACACUCCCCACUGCUCUGUUCAGCAUUAGCACACAGCUCAUCCACUCUUUCUAUUAGCCACCUGAAAUGCUGUCAAGAGCCCUUUUCCUGCACAUUUUGGCCAUUUUUAAGAAGCUAAAAGACGGACUGGUUGUGCCUCCCUGGAGGCAGAAUAGAGGGAUAAACAGCAAACUGAGCAGCGUAGCACACAGCAUGCAGCUAAAAAGGAAGCUUCCACUCCCGGUGUCCUGCUGUUUUCUUCCUUCCUCUUAUAAGUACACAAACACACACAAGCACAAUGUAUCCCAGGACUGACGUGGAUCUCUUGGUACCUGACAGCUCAUUGAAGAGCACCAUUAAGCAUUUCCUUUCCUUGAAUCUUAUUUAUCCCUCUGUGUGUGUGUUUUUUGUUCACAUCCCAAAACAGCUCAAAGAAAUGGAAGUGAAUUGAAAUAAACCCCACUGAGUGCACACUGGGCUCUGAACUGGGUCCAAAACUUAACUUGGGCAACACAAAGCUUAGAGGACUGAAAAAUAAAAAGCCACAGAGACCGACUGCAGUUCACUGGAUCAGUCCAAUCGAUAUCUUGCUUGAGUGAGUGGAAUGGUUUUUAUUUCCACGGUACGAUGCAUUUUUAUUAUUUUGUUAUGCAAUGUGAGAAAAAAAUGUUUUUUUCUUUGUAAAGUGGAAAUGUUCAACUGAUUGUGGUCAUCAAUGUGGAGAAUUAUAUAAUGCAGUAUGUAAAUUAUAUGAGCUUAUCCAAUGAU